ACCAAUGGGGAUGACGCUUUGCCAGGCUGAAUGGAUCCUGCUUUGCUGAUUGGUGUCUGUAAAAACACUUUAAAAGUGAUCAUCUAAAGUCGACUGUGACACUCCUAGAGGGGGAAAGGGCACCGUCAGCAGUCAGAUUCAUGCUCGUGCUGCUGCUGUGGACAGACCCCCUGUAACACUGCUGCAAUCUUUCUGUAUUUUGGAGAAAACGCAAGGCUCAGAGGAAGAUCUCCAGAGAAUUGAAAGGGAUCCUGGAGCUUGAGGACAGCAGCAGAACAUCUCCACGGGAUGGUUCUUAAAGUGGCCCUGCUAGGCUGCGUGGGUGUCGUCUGGCUGCUGAGGUUGGGGGUGGAGGGGGCAGAUGCUGGAGAUGGACGCAAAGGAAGGGAACCGGUGUCUGCAGAAAGACUGAUUCAUCUGGGAGGGAGAUGCGGCUCCUUGUGUCCCCUCAUACACGCCAACAUCAACCUCACCGGCAUUGGCAGUGCCAGGUCCAUUUUUGAGUUCAGAACCCUGGACCCCGAGGGGCUGGUAUUUUAUGGGGACACACAAGGGGGCGCUGACUGGUUUGUGCUGGUGCUACGAGGGGGCGUGCCCGAAAUGCAGAUCAAGAAGGCGGACAUCCUGAGCAUGGUGUCCGGGGGCCCCAGGCUAAACGACGGAGAGUGGCAUCAGCUGGAGGUUCGCAGUGAGGGGAAGAUUGUGGUUCUGGAGGUGGACCAGCAGGUGGCGCUGUUGGUAGGGCUUGACUCCCCACUGGCCAGGGUACAAGGCGACAUGACGGGGCAGAUACGCCUUUCCCUGGGCAGGAUGCUGAGGCAAGAGAAAGAGCUUUUUGAACCGCUGGUGCUGGCGAUGGACGGUUGCAUUCGACGGGGUAUCUGGCUGAACCUCAGUGACCCGUGGGUGGCGGACCUUGACCCAAACGCUUACUCCUGUUUUCCUGACAUUCAACCAGGAAGCUACUUUUCGGGGGAAGGCUUGGUGGUGUUCAACACCUCUGACUCCCUCUCUCUUCCUCCCCCCCCAUUCCCAUCACAGAGCAGGGACAACAUAAUUGUAGAAGUGGAAGGACACAUGGAGGAUUGGACUGGGUCUUUCCUGAACAUCCAAACCCAAAGCCAUAAGUCCCUGGUCACCGUCACUGUCAGAAAUCAGACAAAGCAACUGGAAAUAAAAGUGGACACACUGACUCACGUUAUGCCACUGGUCGCGGGUGAGAAUUCUCUGUCCCUGAACCUCUCGAGGCACCAGAUCGACGUCCACUACGGAACCACGAAUUUCAUAAUAAAGCAAACACCCCCGGGCGACCCACAGGAUUGGCUGGCAGAGUGGGACAAAGGAUUGUUCCUGGCUUUCGGGGGGGUGAUGGGUGGCUCCCUCCACAGCGGCUCUGAGUACUUACACGGCUGCAUAGGCAAGAUUAAAGUCCAGGACCGGGAAGUGGAUCUGGACCGGGCCCUGUACACACACGCCUCCGUCACGUCCCACAGCUGUCCCGGCCCCUCAGACUGACGCGUGCCCACCCACAGAGUGAGGGACCUCCGGGUCAAACCACAACGGCAAUAAGUUCAUCAAAAAAAAAUUAAGGAAUAAAGAAAAGAAGAAAAUAUUUCUUGGCUUAAUACUGAACAAAGUGUACUAAAAAAGGUUCUGAAAUGAUUUACCUUAAUAAUAAACAACAGUAACAUAAAAAGACCAAAAAUAUAUUUGUAGAAAUAAUUAACCAAAUAAAGUUCAUACUUUUUUAAAUUGUCAAAA
Molecule: messenger RNA, 1761 nt
Organism: Brienomyrus brachyistius
Lineage: Eukaryota; Metazoa; Chordata; Actinopteri; Osteoglossiformes; Mormyridae
Product: sex hormone-binding globulin-like
Exons: 9
Coding region: 289-1515 (408 amino acids)
Molecular function (GO): steroid binding
Source: RefSeq, a predicted model, not a curated record